Molecule: messenger RNA, 507 nt
Organism: Cordyceps fumosorosea ARSEF 2679
Lineage: Eukaryota; Fungi; Ascomycota; Sordariomycetes; Hypocreales; Cordycipitaceae
Product: 40S ribosomal protein S8
Exons: 1
Coding region: 1-507 (168 amino acids)
Biological process (GO): translation
Cellular component (GO): ribosome
Molecular function (GO): structural constituent of ribosome
Source: RefSeq, a predicted model, not a curated record
AUGCCGCGACUAUCCCUCAAGACGCUCGUCGACAUGUGCUCGCACCUGCAGAACGCGUCCAAGGCCCGCCUCGGCCUGACCUCCUUCCGCAGCAGCCGGCAGGCCGCCUCUCUCGCCAGCGCCCUCCACCGCGCCGGCUUCCUCUCCUCCGUCUACCGCGCCGGUCCGGUGCCGCCCACCGAGGAGGCGAUGCUCACCGUGCCGCCGGAGCCCGUGACGACCGCCAACGUCGCGUCGCGCCGGCUCUGGCUGGGGCUCAAGUACUGGGAUGGGCGGCCGGUGCUGGGCCAGUGCCGGGCGAUGAGCACGCCGGCGAGGGCGGUCACGGCGCGCCCGGAGGAGCUGGCGCGCGUGGUGCGCGGGCUGCCGACGAAGCUGGACGCGGGCGUCGUCAAGGGCCUGACGCUGGGCGAGUGCCUCUUCCUGGACACGAGCGAGGGCGUGCUGGAGGCGCGCGAGGCGCUGGCGAAGAAGGUGGGCGGCACGCUGAUGUGCAGGGUGUCAUAG